UUUUCUAGUCGUUAUUUGAAUAUUUAUUACAAUAUUUUACUUUGGUACUCAUAAUGUACCAUCAUUAUGUAUAUGUGUAGUCAAAGGCGAAAUUUGGUUCCAUGGAAAUUGAUCUGAUAGCCUACUAUGCUUUUGCGCACUUUAGCUAAAACGUAACCAAUAUAGUACACAUUUGAGUUAGCAAAAACGACAAAAAAAUGUAAAUAAUUAUUUUAAAGAAGAAAAGUGGCUGAAGUUGUCACUGCAAUAGUAUAAUUGACGGUUCGAAGGACAUUAGUGCCAUACUCCAUGGUUGUGUUUGAGCUUUGGCACCUGCCUUGGCCCAUGUGAUGCUCAGUAGCGCUGUUGCGCUCUAGUGCGCCAAAGCGCACCAAGGUGGCUAGGCAAGGCAAGGCAAGUCUCUUUGCCGUUUGGUUUCCAAGUAGUUUCGUCUUCUUUCUAGUUUCAAUCAGCUUUUUGUUCUAGGUUUCCAGAGCUAUACACUUUAGACAUGGCCUACUGUUGAUUAUGUUUGUUUGUCUAAUCAUUUGUGUUGUUAUUUUUCAACAGAGAACUCCCAUCUCCCAUAAAGUAAUAGAAAAAAGAAGACGAGAUCGCAUCAACCGCUGCCUAAACGAACUGGGGAAAACCGUGCCAAUGGCGCGCGCGAAACAGAACUCUGGAAAGCUGGAGAAGGCCGAGAUUCUGGAGAUGACAGUUCAGUAUCUACGAGCGCUCCACUCUGCAGACUUCCCCCGAGGCAGAGAAAAGGGUGAGCUACUGGGGGAGUUCGCCAACUACUUCCACUACGGCUACCACGAGUGCAUGAAGAACCUGGUGCACUACCUGACCACGGAGGAAAGGGUUGAGACCAAAGACAUCAAGUACGCAAGGAUCCUGGCCUUUCUUCAAUCCAAGUCCCGGGUCGCCACCGAGCCGGUUUUCGGCUCACUGGGCGCGUUUCCAGACCAGGCAGAUUAUCUGUGCCAGUUGCACUCCUCCCCGGAGUCACUCCAGAGUCACAGCCCCAACGACUCCGUGUUUCAGCAGAGCCCACCCGGACACUUCUCUUGGCACAGCACGGCGCGCAGCCCGACCAUCUCGUACCCAACGGUGCCGCUUUCCGCACCGACGCAACAGCACCAUGGUGGCUACCUGUCACCAGUGCAAGGACUUGACCAUCACUACUUCAACUUUUUCAACGGUCACCCGCACGCGAAUGCGUUCAGUUUGCACAGUACGCAACAUGCGUUGUAAAUAGAACCGGUUACCAUUUUGUGUUGUCUUUAUUUAUAUAUGUGUUCAUAAUAAAUACUUACAGAUUGUGGAUAUUGUAUACUGUACAAUACAUCUUUCUUUUUUAAAGAAAAGUAAAUGUUUAUUUCCCACA
Molecule: messenger RNA, 1369 nt
Organism: Oncorhynchus keta (chum salmon)
Lineage: Eukaryota; Metazoa; Chordata; Actinopteri; Salmoniformes; Salmonidae
Gene: helt
Product: helt bHLH transcription factor
Exons: 3
Coding region: 508-1236 (242 amino acids)
Biological process (GO): regulation of neurogenesis; regulation of transcription by RNA polymerase II; anterior/posterior pattern specification
Cellular component (GO): nucleus
Molecular function (GO): protein dimerization activity; RNA polymerase II cis-regulatory region sequence-specific DNA binding; DNA-binding transcription factor activity, RNA polymerase II-specific
Source: RefSeq, a predicted model, not a curated record